Scomber scombrus (Atlantic mackerel) is the source of this 1980-nucleotide messenger RNA. RefSeq names its product potassium channel subfamily K member 4 (gene kcnk4b). The record is from RefSeq and is a predicted model, not a curated record. The transcript has 6 exons. Gene Ontology annotation, biological process: stabilization of membrane potential; potassium ion transmembrane transport. Gene Ontology annotation, molecular function: potassium ion leak channel activity. The coding region runs from base 1 to 1419 and encodes 472 amino acids. Lineage: Eukaryota; Metazoa; Chordata; Actinopteri; Scombriformes; Scombridae. Gene Ontology annotation, cellular component: membrane.
AUGCGCUGCUCCACCCUGCUCGGCAUCUUAACAGGGGUGCUUCUCUACUUGGUGCUGGGCGCCGUGGUGUUCCGUGCCUUGGAGACUCCACGAGAGCAGGGCAAGCACAACCAGCUGCAGGACACACGCAGGGAUUUCCUGCUGAACUUCAGCUGCGUCGGCCCAGACAAUCUACAUGUCUUUAUAGAGGAGGUGUCGAAGGCCAUCGGUGAAGGUGUGGAUCCCAACAGCAAUGACACCUUUGUCAGCCAGUGGGAUCUGGCCAGUGCCUUCUUUUUCUCUGGGACAAUUAUCACAACCAUCGGUUUCGGAAACAUCUCCCCCAAGUCAGAAGGAGGUCAACUGUUCUGCAUUUUCUACGCCCUGGUGGGAAUCCCGAUGUUUGGUAUCCUGCUUGCUGGAGUUGGAGACCACCUGGGAACUGGGCUGAGGAAAACCGUUGCCAAAAUAGAGACUCUCUUCCUGAAAUGGCGUGUCAGUCCCACCAUUGUGCGUGUGAUCUCAGCCGUCCUGUCCAUCCUGCUGGGAUGCGUGCUGUUUGUUGCAGUGCCGAUCUUUGUUUUCCAAGAAGUGGAGAAGUGGAGUCUUCUGGAGUCGGCCUACUUUGUCGUUAUCACUCUGACAACAGUGGGGUUUGGCGACUAUGUUGCAGGGGAUUCUGGGAUUGCAGGGAGCGACCACUGGUAUAAGCCUUUGGUGUGGUUCUGGAUCUUGCUGGGUCUUGCCUACUUUGCAUCUAUCCUGUCGAUGAUUGGCAACUGGCUUCGAGUCCUAUCCAAGAAGACCAGAGCUGAGAUGGAGGGACUGAGAGCCCAUGCCACUGACUGGACUCAAAACAUCCAGAAUAUGUCAGUGGAUUUUCGCAUUCCAGGAAAAAUCGAUGACCCCUUUAGAAAGCGUCGACGAAAGCGGCGCCAUGGCCAUCGCAGCCACAGUCAUACUGUGUCAGCUCCUGGGGCCCCUGAGGGGAAAGAAGAGCAGAAUGGGAGUCAAACAGAGUCUGGAUCAUACUCCUCUUCCUACACCUCGUCUUCUAGUGAAUCAGAGUCUGGAUCCGGAUCAGAGACAGACUCUCAGGCCACUCAGACGGAUCGAGUGCCUGACGAAAAAACAGCAGAAACAAGAAAAGAGGGCCCUAAUCCAGACCUCCACCUUUCUCAGCCUCUGGACUUCUUUGGAGAGAACCUGGCAUUCAUUGAUGAGUCUUCAGAUACUCAGAGUGGUAAACUACGUUCAGAUCCUCUCCUGGAUCUAACACAACCCAACUCUGUACGUUCUGUACAUUCUCGUCACCCCAGGAGGAGACGCCACAGGAGGCCUGUUCCACAUCGUCACCCCAAACACAACCGCACCCACCCUGACAAGAGGGAGCCCAAUGGAAAUCCAAAACCAGUUCCAGAUCUACCACCAAAGCCUUAAGAUCGAAGCUGAUUAAAGAAGCUCCAUUGCUAGCACAAGUAUCAACUUGAGAUAUGUGAUGUAAUCUGACAGAGGAGUUCUCAAUGUAACGAUUUAUUUGUGUAUAUGUAUUGCUUACUUACAGACACUUAGCCUCUUGUGGUUCACAUUUGAUGCUCUUAGCAUGUGAGUGUGUAUGCCUCAAUCAAAGCUGAUGAAGUGAUUUUUAUGCCAUUGUUCCCUAUGUUACUUUCUGAGGAGUUGCUGCUCUCUACUGGGCCAAGACAGAAAUGCACUAUCACUCUCUCAAAAUGAGGGUUCUCGCCUUUUACUAAACCAAAUAAAUACUGAAAGAAACAAGAAAGAUCUACCAAAAAACACUUGUUCAGAAAAGUGCCACAGCUGUGUGGUGCUCAUAUUGAAGGUUGCUUUAAUCGGAGGCAGUAACUCUUGAAUCCUGCCAAUACUUAAAAGGGUACUAAACAGGCACUUGUACAUUUUCUUGGUAUGUUACAAAACUUUUUUAAAUACUGUGUACAAUAAUACUGUUUGCAUUUUGAUGGCCAAAUGCAUUAAUCCUGA